Messenger RNA from Histoplasma mississippiense, 216 nucleotides. RefSeq lists its product with no specific name. The record is from RefSeq and is a predicted model, not a curated record. Bases 1 to 216 code for a protein of 71 amino acids. NCBI's taxonomy places the organism in Eukaryota, Fungi, Ascomycota, Eurotiomycetes, Onygenales, Ajellomycetaceae. The transcript has 3 exons.
AUGGGACGUAGGCAGGCUGUUGCUGGUGAACUUAUGUCUGCAACCAUCGAAAGAGGAACGAACAGGUUGGAGAAGGAAAAAGGGAAAGGCAAGGGUAGAAAGAAGAGAGUGCAAGAGAGCAAGGAACAGUGGAAGCAAGUAAAUAAGUAUCAUAUCAUUGGCAAGAGAACAAGAGGGGAGAUUUUGCGAAUGAAGGAAGAAUUGGCCGGAGCCUGA